AUAUCACCCUUCAAAUUAUUGUUUUUGUGCUAGGAUGUCGAUUCAUUGGGGCAAGGUCAUCUGGCGAUGAUAUUUGUUCAUUCGCAAAAGGAUAUAACAAAGGGAAACGAUACGUGAUCCCGCGCUCCAGCCUACUGGCUAAGAUCAUGGGAAUCACCUCCCAUGAGGUGCGUGGGGGUUGCGUCUUUGAGUCCAUAGAUCUCAUUUUCGGCACACACCACCACACACCUCCGGUUUACCCAAUAAAAUACAGUGGGUGCCAGGAUUCUAUUAUCCGUCUUCUCCGUCACAACAUGUUGAUACCUAUUUCUCAUAAAAUCUCCUUCCAGUGAUGUAAUCCAUUGGCUGAAAUCUCUUCAUAAUCAAUUCAAAAGUGGUGAAAUCGCUACGUAUUGUUUGUUCCUUUAACUAAAAUCCCUGGGCUGGGUUUGUUCUAUUGGAAAGAAUCACUGCAGCAAGGAAUCUACUGUUAAAAAUGUUCACUCUGAGGUUUGGAGUGUAAUAUGUUCUGGGUUCAAUUUUCCAUUUAAAUGGAUAUUCCCGCUACUUUUCUGAAAAUUUUAUGUUUAUCGGGUGCUCCGAAGAUGAUGAUUGUUGGCGGCAUCGGACCGGUGUUCAGCAUUUUUUCUAGUUGAGUGAAAUGUCGGCCGAAAUUCUUUAUACAUGUGAAAUUAUUCACAGAUGUGAAAUUGAAUGCUUACCUGAGAAACCCAGCAGUCACCAAAGUGGAAGAAGAUUGAGAAGCUCAUCGACGAAUUUUGAGGGUGUUUGUUCUUACAAGAAUCAACCAUGAAUGGCAGCAGGAUUAAGUUUUUCCUCAGCUAAUUCCAAGUCGUGGGAUAUUUAUUUUUUAGUCAAUGUGUAAUGGAGGGUGACAGACCGUGAUGUGCACAAAUCAUCAUCCACAAAGCUAUAACAAAACAUAAGAGAAAUUGGUGUGCUUUUUCAUCCUGUCUCAUCUGAGUUCCUUUUUGCAUCUAUGGUGAUCGCAUCCUGCAAAAAAGAUGGUGAUUGUUUUUAUGGCUAAUGGCUUUUCUGAAGUUGUUUGGUUAUUAUUGGAUUAUUACCUGAGAUAUUCUCUGGGUGUUGUAAGUUGCAUUAUGGUCCAACUUCUUUUUAUAUUCCUUUGUUGAGUUCGUUUUGGAUAAUUUAUGAGAUAUUUGAGACAGGAAAUUGGAUUGAUCUGAGAUAUUUGUUUUAGAGAGUGAAUAAUAGAAUUGGAAAUCAGAGCGAGCAAAGGAAUCAAUCAGGUUGGCUAAGUUUCACAACCAACAAGAAGGCAAAAGGGAGGAGACAACAGAGAAGAGGAACAAACCUUGCAGGAACUCAAGUCUACUCUCAAAGAUGAUGCAGUCAGAAGUGAGUAAAUUACCAUUUCUUAAAUUCACCUUGGUCAGCCUUAUUUUUUCAGCCAAUAAUGGACCGCGAUGGCAUAGGGAGAUGAGAGGAGAGCAAAGCAGAGCUUGGUGCCUGGGUUGGUCAAACAUUUGCCGGAGCUAAAAGCAAUAAGUCUGGUGGAAGGAAGGCUUGAAUUUGGUAUUCAAAGAGGAGAGGAGAGCAAUGGUUGAAUCUUUUAUAAGGAAGUUAGCAGAUUAUAGUUCUCCUCCCUUAAUGAUAAUAUUUUGCUACCGGUGAAUUUAGUUUGCCUGCCUUAAGAUGAUAGGCAAUUUACUGCCGUCUAUGAUAAUGGUGUGAACUGUUAUUGUGUUUGGUGGGUGAUCUGUUGAGAUAACCUUAAGUUGUCUCUUUGUUUCUCUCUUUUUAUUCUUAGCUGAUUACACUGUUUCCAUUUUUUAGGGUUGUUUAUAAGUGACUGCUUUGUUUUGUGGUGAUUUUAACUUUUAUUGUGCUCUGUUGAUAAUCUGAAAAUAAGAAAAGUUGAGUCCUUUC
Rubroshorea leprosula is the source of this 1890-nucleotide messenger RNA. The record is from the annotation of a GenBank genome assembly. NCBI's taxonomy places the organism in Eukaryota, Viridiplantae, Streptophyta, Magnoliopsida, Malvales, Dipterocarpaceae.